Messenger RNA from Ectocarpus sp. CCAP 1310/34, 2145 nucleotides. The record is from the annotation of a GenBank genome assembly. Lineage: Eukaryota; Phaeophyceae; Ectocarpales; Ectocarpaceae.
AUGACUUGGUUCCAAGAGGCGGCAGACGCAUCGAAGAAAAGAGCGCGCACGAACAGUGAGAAGCGGGCCGCCGACAAACGUGCGAAGCGGGUGGAGGCGAUCGCGAACAACCCUGCUGCACCGGAGCGAGAGGAGGGCAUCGAGAGGGACCGUGCGGUCGUCAGCCUGGCCCAACGGAGGCGGGCACAUGCCAACGUCGCGGAGGGGGCAGGCAGGAAUAUCGACAGUCGGGGAGCCAUGGCCACGAGAACCCCCAAGAAAGAUGCCCAGGUACCAGUUCAUGACCGGAUCAAAGAGUUCCCGAACCAAACCUUCUACAUGAUCAACACUGGGAAGAUGGGCUGCCGUGCGUGCUUCGGCAAGGAAGUCAGCCUGCACAGUUACCGGGUGAAGGACCACAUCAAGGGGAAGAAGCACCAGAAAAGGGUGGCGAUAAUGCUGGCGACAGAUGAGGAGGAUAAAGUGAGCUUGCUUGUAGUGGGGACGCUCCGCGCUUUCGCUAAGCGCUCCGAGGAGGAUGGAGGGAGUUACGGAGACACGCUGUCCGACAAGGACAAGCUCACACAGAUCAAGGCGGUGAAAGGUUGUUUGGCGGCAGCUAUUCCGCUAAACGCGCUGGGCAACCCUGUGUUCGGGGCGUUCCUCGCGCACUUCAACGUGAAUUUGCCUCACUCCGGGCAUCUGGCUAAGCACAUACCAUUGAUCCUCGAGGAGGAGGUGCGAGGUGAGAUUGGCGACCGACCCUACGCGCUGUGCUUCGACGCCACUCCUUACCUCUGCGAGUGCUUCGGGGUUGGGGUUCGGUUCAUCGGCUCAAGUGGGCAGGUGGCACAGCGCGUUCUGCGGUUGAGCAUGCUGAAGAAGAGCAUGACGGCGAGCGACAUUGCUGGUGAGGUCAACCGCAUCGUCACCCAUGAGUACGGCCUCGACCCGGACAAGUGCCGAGCCAUCAUGGGUGACAGCUGCGCGGCAAACCUCCUAGCGAUGGACGCACUGGCGAAGUUGUUCAGAUACGCGAUCGUCAUCGGCUGCUUGUCCCACACGUUCAACAACAUCGGCAAGCAGCUGAGCAGCCUGGAUUUGGACGCGUUCCUUGGCAAAAUGCACACCCUGCUCUCGCACAGCGCUGGAGCGAAGGCGCUCUUCAAAGAGAAAGUCGGAGUCCGCGCCCCAUCGACGCCUGGGCACCGGUGGGGCUCCAGAUUCGAUCGGGACUACGUGAUCGCCAUGAACUGGCCUGGAGUGUUGGAGUUCAUCGCCGCCUACGAGAGCGGAGACACGGACAAGAGCAAGGCGGCCAAGUUCAUGAGGGACGAGCUUGUGCGAGUUCGCGACGACAACAAGACCCAGAGCUUACAUCUUCAGAUGCAGCUGGCUUUGAUGGUGGACGUCGGCCGUUCCGUGACUUCAGCAACUAUCGUCCUGGAGGGCGACGAACCAUUGGCGCACAAGACUUACAACAUCGUGGAGCGGUUCCGCAGCAAGCUCGAGCUGGCUGAAGACGGUGUUUUCUCAAACGACGUUUCCUUGCCCACCGUCUCUGCUCUUCUCGCUAAAUACAUCGGCCAAGGAGACGACCUGGACGCGCUGGACCCCCUUCGCCAGUACGCACACGACAAGAUCGGACGCCAUUCCCAAGCGAGGGACGCCAAGACCUUGGAGGUGUUCAAGGCCGCGAAGCUCACGGACUUCACGUUCAUGAAAGGCAGGAAGUACUCCGAUGACACCAUUCGCACCCUCAAGGUGCUCCCGUUCGUCAAGAAGAAGAUGGUCAGGGGGCUGUUGAAGGAGAAGGAAGACUUCUACAUGGCGGCCAGUGACACAGAAGCCGAGUACGGCCACAUGGCUUUCUGGAACGACAACAAGAAGAAGCUCCCUACGUGGCACGCCUUGGUGUUGGAUGUUGCUCUCUUGCAACCAUCCUCUGCGUUCAUGGAACGAGUGUUUUCCAUCCUGCGGUGUUGCUUUAAUGAGCGACAAGAGCACGUGUACAGCGACCGUAUUUGCGCUUCAGUACUGCUCAAGUACAACAGGGGCCGGGCCCAGAGUAGCUCAGCAGAGAUGGGGGGUGGCGCCGAAGAUGCCAACAACGGCGGCGGUAGCGACGAAGAAAGCGAUGACAGCAGCGAUGAAGACAGCGACUGA